This is a messenger RNA of Sugiyamaella lignohabitans, 1815 nucleotides long. RefSeq names its product cyclin-dependent serine/threonine protein kinase SGV1 (gene SGV1). Lineage: Eukaryota; Fungi; Ascomycota; Dipodascomycetes; Dipodascales; Trichomonascaceae. Gene Ontology annotation, biological process: protein phosphorylation. The coding region runs from base 1 to 1815 and encodes 604 amino acids. The record is from RefSeq and is a predicted model, not a curated record. Gene Ontology annotation, cellular component: nucleus. Gene Ontology annotation, molecular function: cyclin-dependent protein serine/threonine kinase activity; ATP binding. The transcript has a single exon.
AUGACGAACCAGUUGCCGCCGGCUUUGGCAGAUUUUCGCGGCUGCUCAAAGAUAGAUGACUACUCUGUUCUGGAGAAACUGGGAGAGGGAACGUUUGGCGAGGUGCACAAGGCUUCGUACAAACCGACUUCACAGCUGGUAGCAUUGAAAAAAAUUCUGCUUCAUAAUGAAGAGGAGGGUUUCCCUAUAACAGCUCUGAGGGAGAUCAAGAUCUUGAAGGAACUUCAUCAUGAGAAUAUAAUCCCGCUGCUCGAUAUGAGCGUUCAAAAGGGCGAUAGAGCCAAUCGCAAGCGCUGCACCAUGUAUAUGGUUACGCCAUAUAUGGAUCAUGAUCUGACUGGACUGCUGGAGAAUCCUCGGGUCAGGUUGACUCUGCCACAGAUCAAAUGCUAUUUUCAACAACUCUUGCAAGGAAUGAACCAUAUACAUCAACUGAAAUAUUUACACCGAGAUAUCAAAGCAUCCAACAUCUUAAUUGAUAAUAACGGCAUAGUCAAGAUUGCUGAUUUUGGUCUGGCAAGACAGUAUUUGGGCCAGCGUCCAACUGAAAAAGGUGGUGCUGGACCUGGCAAGCACAGAUAUACUGCUAUGGUUGUAACCAGAUGGUACAGACCUCCAGAACUCAUAUUAGGUGAAGCGAGAUAUACAACUGCCAUCGACAUGUGGGGAAUUGGAUGUGUUUUUGCUGAAAUGUUCAGACGCAAACCUAUUCUUCAAGGACAUUCCGAUACAGAUCAAGGUCAUUUAAUAUUCCAGUUGCUUGGAUCUCCGACUCAAGAAACCAUGCCUGGAUACGAUAAACUUCCAGUCGCUGAAAAGACCACUUUUGGGCCAUACAAGAGACAGUUUGAAGCUGUCUAUAGAGAUCUUCCUGAGGAAGCUCGAGAUUUGUUAAGCUCUUUAUUGCGAUUAGAUGCCGAAAAGCGAUUGUCCGCUUUAGGUGCUCUGGCACAUAGUUUUUUCCACACUGAUCCGCCAGCUGCUCGACCAGAAGAUUUGCCAAAGUACGCUGAAUCUCAUGAAUUAACUGCUAGAAAAAACCGUCAGAAUAAGCAGAAUAAUGAAAAUAAUAACGGCCACUCUAGACCACACGCUCCAAAUGCCCCCCAUGCUCAAAAUGCAGUCUAUGCUCGAGCCAAUGAGUUAGACAAUUUUGAAGCUGGUAGAUUGGACAGCGCUGAUGGUCGUCAUGGUGUUGGUCGUGGUGGUCGCGGUGACCGUUUUGAUAACGAUUAUGACCGACGGAACUAUCCAAAUGAUGGCGCCAGGUAUCAUAUUAAUAAUGGCCAUGGGUAUGGCCAAGGAUAUAAUCAGGGCCAUGGUCACGGAUAUGGUCACAAGCCCCAUGGCUAUGGUGGUUAUAACAACAACUACAACAAUCAUCCUAAUAAUUACAACAAUAACAAUCAUGGCAACCACCACAAUAACUACAACAACAAUUACAAUGGCCACAACAAUUACAACAACCCGAGCAAUCAAGCUAAUUUUAAUAACCGCGGCGGUCAGCCAGGUUCAUACAAUAGAGGGACGGGAUUUCGCUCUUACAACCCGCCAGUCGUUCCACCAUAUCGUAAAGGCAAUGGUCCUUAUCCAGUUCAUCAUCCACAACCUCCUCCAGGUCCACCACCUGCGCCUCCUUAUAGACGCUCUCAGCCCCCACCGCCACCUCCAUCACAUCCUCCUCCACCUCAUGACCUUGACCCUCCAUAUAGGAGAGGGGUGAGGCCAGAUGAAGCACCCGCAGCUCCUCCCUAUCGCCAGGCUCCGGGAACUGGUCCAUCUGGCUUAAAUUAUGAUGAGGAUAAUCGUCAAUAA